Molecule: messenger RNA, 2792 nt
Organism: Culex pipiens pallens (northern house mosquito)
Lineage: Eukaryota; Metazoa; Arthropoda; Insecta; Diptera; Culicidae
Product: facilitated trehalose transporter Tret1-like
Exons: 4
Coding region: 692-2293 (533 amino acids)
Biological process (GO): transmembrane transport; carbohydrate transport
Cellular component (GO): membrane
Molecular function (GO): sugar transmembrane transporter activity
Source: RefSeq, a predicted model, not a curated record
CCUCGGUUUAGUCAGUUUUCGAACGCGGCUUAGCUCGAAUCGUUGGCAACGGUUCUUAACUUCCGUUUCUUUUUUCCCUUUGGUUUUCUUUUGCCCCUGUUUGGUGUGUAUCCAAUGAGCGGUCCGGCUCAGUCCUUGUCCAACCGUGGACGAAGAAGCACCAGAAGCCUUAUCAGCUCAUCUUGACCAAUCGUACCGUAGUGAGGGGAUUGAAGAAGAUUUUUUUUGUGCUAGUUUUUUUUUAUUUCGUGCAAAAGUUCCUUCCAUCCCUGUGGGACGGCCAGGACAAAGGUCCGCAUCCUGACCCCCGACCGGGACAAAAAUGACAGUGAUCUGUCCAUUAUCUAGCAACGUCUUCGUUGAAGCCGGUGUAGCCUACCAUCGAGCCGCCACCAGGGACUCGGGGUUUGUCCUCUGAGAACAAGGAACUCUGAACCUUCCUGCAGUGCAGUGCCUGUGCAACUCACACACACACAUUCUCAAGCUGUGAUAUUUAUAAGCGCGCGUACUUUCUGCUGUUUUCCAAUAAAGUAAAAUAAAAUAAGCUAAGUGAGUGAUCCCACUACAAGUGUGUGCUGAGUUGAAAGUGCCAACAAGAACGUGUGUGGUGUUCUCGAGAGUUAAGUGACUUCCAUCCACGACGAUCGUUCUAAGAAGAAGUGAGCAAGAAAACAAACCACAGCGAUAAAACAUGACGGGGAAGGAAACCUCCGCCCUGGUGGACAAGGGCGCCCUGCCCAAAAUAGUGGCCACCAACGAGAAGGGCGUCACGAUGACCCUGCCCAACGUCGAGGGUCAACCUAGCAAAAGUGAGCGGGGCAAGGCUCUGCGCCAGGUGAUCGCCGCCUUCGUCGCCAACAUCGGAACCAUCAACACGGGCCUGAUCUUUGGCUUUUCGGCCGUCGUCAUUCCCCAGCUGCAGGCCGCCGACACGCUGAUCCCGGUGGACGAAAGCCAAUCGUCGUGGGUUGCAUCCCUCUCAGCAAUCGGCACCCCAAUCGGAUGUCUCCUUUCCGGCUACAUGAUGGAUACAAUCGGGCGCAAAAAGGCGCUCCUUCUAACGGAAAUUCCACUCAUCAUCGGAUGGAUCGUGAUCGCAUGCGCCACCAACGUCGACAUGAUUUACGCGGGCCGCGUGCUGACCGGAUUCGGUUCCGGAAUGGUCGGCGCUCCGGCUCGGGUGUACACCUCGGAGGUGACUCAGCCCCACCUGCGGGGGAUGUUGUGUGCACUCGCUUCGACUGGAAUCAGCUUGGGAGUUUUGCUGCAGUACACGCUCGGGGCGUUCACCAGUUGGAAGACGUUGUCGGCGAUUUCGGCUUCUGUGCCGGUGGUGGCGUUCGUGCUGAUGCUGUUCAUGCCGGAAACUCCGAACUAUUUGGUGACCAAGAACAAACCCGACCAGGCGAUGAAAAGUUUGGCGAAGCUGCGCGGAUCGACGUACAAUCUGGAACGUGAGGUGACUCAGCUGCAGACAUUCGCUCAGAAAAGUAAUCAGAAGAAGAAGCUCACGACGAAGGAAACCAUUCAAGCGCUGCUCCAUCCGUCCUGUCUGAAGCCGUUUGGCAUCCUGUCGCUUUACUUUAUGAUGUACCAGUUCAGCGGGGUCAACACAAUCACAUUUUAUGCCGUUGAGAUUUUCCGGGAUUCGGGCACGACCAUGGACAAAAACACGUGCACGAUAAUGCUCGGUUUGGUGCGAUUCAUCUUUACCAUCAUUGCGGCAAUUCUGCUGCGGAGGUGCGGCCGUCGACCGCUCACGUUCAUCUCGGGAAUCGGCUGUGGCGUCACGAUGAUCGGUCUCGGCACGUAUCUGUACUUCAAGAAGAGCUGGGAGGAGGCCGACCCGCCGAUUGAACCCACCGCCACGUGGUUCCCCGUCGCCUGUAUCUUCAUCUUCACCAUCACCUGCACGCUGGGCUUCCUCGUCGUUCCGUGGGUCAUGAUUGGUGAGCUCUACCCGAUGAAGGUUCGCGGCAUCGUUGGCGGCUUCACCACCUGCAUGGCACACACCUGCGUCUUCAUCGUGGUCAAGACGUACCCAGUCCUGGCGCACCUCCUCGAACGUCACGGUGCCUUCAUCCUGUACGGCUGCAUUUCGUUCGUCGGAACGGUCUUCUUCUAUCUGUGCCUGCCGGAAACCAAGGGCAAAACGCUGCAAGAGAUCGAAGACUACUUCUCCGGCCGCACCAAGACGCUCAAAAAGUCCAAACAGCUGGAAGCGACGACGGCGGCCAAUGGCAACUCGAAACCGCAGCUGCUCGCCCCGGAGAAGAACAAGCUGCUUCCUUAAGCGCAGUGUGUGCCAUACAAGUAUUUUUUGUUUCGUUUCUUGGAAAGUGAUACUCUUUUUCCUUCGUCCCGUGAUUUCAGUCCUCUGCGCGCAGUCCAGUCCAGCGAAAGGCGAGGUUUAAUUUAAGCGUGCUUAAACUUUAGACAGUCUAUAUUAGAUUACUUUUUAGGAGCUCUUUUCUCAGCAUAGUAUUACAACUCUAUUAGUUACUAUCUUUAAUUUUUCAUUUUGUUUCGUUAUUAUAAAACGCUCAAUUGGAGAGGAUAAAGGAUCUGAUUUAUCGAAAGAGAGCGCACCGUAGCCAGAGGACCAACCACUAUUAAUUUUAAGCAACUCAGGUACACCGUCACGUGCUUUACAAAGACAGAACACAACAAGUGCGCGAUAUUGUGAUAGCAGAUUUCCAAAACUUACUCCUCGAGGAGUGCUGGAACGGCAGAAAAGUGGCUUACAAAUUGCUUGUAGAUAGUUAGAAAUAAACAGACACUUAACAAAUCGA